UAAAAAGAAACUAAUAUUGUGAUUUCACAAGAGAAGAAAAGAGCAGGUUUUGAAGUCAGUCAAAGAGAGUGAAACAAAAGCCAGACAGAGCCUUUUCACAGAGAAGAGUCUUGUUCGUGAAUGCUUAGGGCUGGUAUAUGGCUGGAACCGUCUGCGCCAUGAACAGCUUCAUGGCCUUGGUUCUCAUCUGGAUGAUAAUAGCAUAUGCUGAAGCAGACAAGCCUCUUGGAGAAACUGGUACCACUGGAUUUCAAAUGUGCAAGGAUGCCCUGAAACUACCUGUCUUGGAGGUCCUACCAGGAGGAGGCUGGGAUAAUCUGAGAAAUGUAGAUAUGGGACGGGUGAUGGACUUGACAUACACGAACUGUAAGACCACAGAAGAUGGGCAGUACAUCAUCCCCGAUGAAGUCUAUACUAUUCCUCAGAAAGAGAGCAACCUGGAGAUGAACUCAGAAAUCUUGGAAUCCUGGAUGAAUUACCAGAGUACCACCUCAGUUUCUAUCAACACAGAACUCUCCCUUUUCUCCAAAGUCAACGGCAAGUUCUCUUCGGAGUUCCGAAGGAUGAAGACCCUUCAAGUAAAGGACCAAGCUGUAACUACUAGGGUUCAGGUAAGAAAUCGGAUCUACACAGUCAAAAACACCCCAACUUCAGAGCUCAGCUUGGGGUUUACGAAGGCACUUAUGGACAUCUGUGACCAACUAGAGAAAAACCAGACGAAGAUGGCCACCUACCUGGCAGAGCUCUUGGUCCUCAACUAUGGCACACACGUAAUCACUAGUGUGGAUGCUGGGGCUGCAUUGGUUCAGGAGGAUCACAUAAGGUCCUCCUUCCUCCUGGACAACCAGAACAGCCAGAACGCUGUGACUGCUUCUGCUGGGAUUGCCUUCUUAAACAUUGUGAACUUCAAAGUUGAAACAGACUUCAUUUCUCAGACCUCUUUGACCAAGAGCUACCUGUCGAACAGGACCAACUCCAGGGUGCAGAGCUUUGGAGGGGUGCCCUUCUAUCCAGGCAUCACCUUAGAAACCUGGCAGAAGGGCAUCACUAACCACCUAGUGGCAAUAGACCGUGCUGGCUUGCCUCUGCAUUUCUUCAUUAAGCCUGACAAGUUACCUGGCUUGCCAGGUCCCUUGGUGAAGAAGCUGUCGAAGACAGUGGAAACUGCUGUGAGACACUAUUAUACUUUUAACACUCACCCAGGAUGCACAAAUGUCGAUUCCCCCAACUUUAAUUUUCAAGCCAAUAUGGAUGAUGAUUCGUGUGAUGCGAAAGUAACCAACUUCACCUUUGGUGGAGUUUAUCAGGAAUGCACUGAACUGUCAGGUGAUAGUCUUUGCCAAAACCUGAUGCAGAAGAAUAUGCUCACCGGUGAUUUCUCUUGUCCUUCCGGCUAUACCCCUGUCCAUCUGCUCUCUCAGACCCAUGAAGAGGGUUACAGUCGCCUGGAAUGUAAAAAGAAAUGCACCCUCAAGAUUUUCUGUAAGACAGUGUGUGAAGAUGUGUACCGAGUGGCUAGGGCUGAAUUUAGAGCUUUUUGGUGUGCGGCCGCUGGCCAAGUACCUGACAACUCAGGACUUCUCUUUGGAGGAGUCUUCACUGACAAGAGCAUCAACCCUAGGACAAAUGCACCAUCAUGCCCAGCUGGCUACAUUCCACUGAACCUGUUUGAAAGCCUCAAGGUAUGUGUGUCUCUGGAUUAUGAGUUGGGGUACAAGUUUUCAGUCCCCUUCGGUGGGUUCUUCAGUUGUAUAAUGGGGAACCCCUUGGUUAAUUCUGAUACAGCUAAAGACGUCGGAGCACCAUCUCUGAAAAAGUGUCCCGGGGGCUUCAGUCAACACCUAGCUGUUAUCAGUGAUGGAUGCCAAGUGUCUUACUGUGUCAAGGCUGGAAUCUUCACAGGAGGGUCCCUGCUCCCUGUCAGGCUCCCACCUUACACCAAACCACCUCUCAUGAGCCAGGUUGCCACCAACACUGUCAUAGUGACCAGUAGUGAGACUGCCAGAUCCUGGAUUAGGGAUCCUCAGACCAACCAGUGGAAGCUGGGAGAACCUCUGGAGCUUCGUCGGGCCAUGACAGUCAUCCAUGGGGACAGUAAUGGACUGUCGGGAGGGGAAGCUGCUGGGAUCACUUUGGGAGUCACCAUAGCACUAGGAGUUGUCAUUACCUUGGCCAUCUAUGGUACUCGGAAGUACAAGAAGAAGGAAUACCAGGAUAUUGAGGAGCAGGAGAGUUUGGUUGGGAGCUUAGCAACAGAUGCAUCGGUCCCUGAUGGAGAACAGGAUCCAAGUCCAGCUUAAUUGUCUCCAAGGAAACAGUUUCCAGCCACAGCUUCAAGUACAUCUUUCGCUUCGUUUUCUCUACUUCUGCCUUCCUAAGUGACUGAAGUGACAGUUGCAACAGGAAGAAAGCAGGUAUUACAACCCUGGGAGUAUUUUCUUAGGCCUCUGCACCAGGAGACAUUUGAAGUGAGGUGUGAGGAGGGGUAUGAUUCAUUUGGAAAAAGCUGGACUCGGACUAAGCCACGGGGUGUAUGUGUCCAUUCUCAUAGCUGUCUGUACCUGAAUGCAUGUGUGUGGAAUGAGGAGAGGGGGAAGAGAUUGGAUUUGGAGUCUGAAUUUGAAAGGCUUUCCAGUUUGUAAGCUGAAGAGGUACGUGCUUUAAGUACAUUACUUCUUUUCUUGUGUUUUCAAAGAGGCCGUCUGGGUUUCAAUCUACAGGCAAACAGUGCCCUGAAAUGCCACAGGAGGCCGACGUGACCCCUACUCUUUAGCUUUAAGGACUUGGUGUUGAUUGACAGUGUCCUCCCCAUGAGUCACCUCACAGGCAUGUGAAGCAGACGCGGGUGGAGUUUGUACAAAUUCCAUUUCCCAACUUCCUCACAGCUAAUCUAGGUCAGUCUUGGGCUUCUGAACUGUGUGAACAAAUCCUCAGGGGGAAAAAAAAACAUAACUUAUAAUUUUCUGUUAGGGGGUGAAGGAUGAAGAAACAGUAAGGAAAUGAGUAGUAAGUUAAGGAUAAAAACCGGGGUUCUGGAGACGAUGAGAGUAUUCUAGGAAACUUUGAAUUCUUAAAUCUGUCAAUUAACAGGGUUAUAAAUGAAGAACUAAACAGAGCUCUAGUUUGGACAGAUCAAGCAGUACGGUUUCAUGUUCAUGUGUCAAAAAUAUAACUCCUUCCUCUCUAUGCACAGUCUUUCUCCUCGUCUUCUCACCACAACUGAGGGUGUACAGGGAUACACACAAACACCUUAUACUGCAGCAAGAAGCUUUUAUUUGCCUAGGGGUGAAAAAUGUGCAAGUCACAAUGAGCCUGCACUUACCACUUCCUCCCUAAAACUAAAGCUACUGGAGAAGUGCUGUCGUCCGUCUGUUAGGACUUGACUUUUACGCCGCUUGGAAGAGGGGUGGGGUGAUUUAAAACAAAACAAAAUUUAUGUCACAAAGUUAGCUGGGAAAGGCAGUGAUAUGUAUUUCAGUUCCAGGAUGGCUUCUAAGGGGCAUCUGGAAGGCUGCAUGAUUGACACCUGGCAAUAGUUAAGAGUUUUGCUCAAUUUUCAUAUCUAAAAGUUUAACUCUCUACACCAUGGAAAUUUCUCUACUACGAAAGAUGAUGUGCAAUCUCUUUAACAUUUACAAGCAAGCUCUUGUGCACAGAGUAGGCCCUCCUGAAGAACUCCAAGUGUCUCAGCCUUCAGGAACAGGGGGAGAAUUCCUCAUUCGUUUCCAGUUGAGAUACAGAGAGGAAUGAAUGACUGAAUUUGAACUCUGCCCUAAUCUGCCCAGCCAAGAGGGCUAAUUGCAUGACCUCUCCAUCAAAGCUGCCUCUUGAGCAUUAAAAUGUUCUCCUUCACCUCUGUGUCCAUUGUGGGUUUGAGGUAUAUUUUAAUGUUUCAUUGAAGCCAGUCAUCUUUCUGAAAAAUACUAGUUUCCUUCUGUAAAUUCUUUGAAUCUGCAAAGCAAGGCACAGCAGAAGACUCCCAGACCUUUAACGCAGAAACUUUCUGUUGAAUGUUUUAAUAUUUGUCCCAUAAACAUGUCACUAUACUAACAAAAAUGUGAAUAAAUAUGCAUUAAAAUGUG
Molecule: messenger RNA, 4082 nt
Organism: Mus pahari (shrew mouse)
Lineage: Eukaryota; Metazoa; Chordata; Mammalia; Rodentia; Muridae
Product: macrophage-expressed gene 1 protein
Exons: 2
Coding region: 138-2300 (720 amino acids)
Biological process (GO): defense response to bacterium
Source: RefSeq, a predicted model, not a curated record